Messenger RNA from Hibiscus syriacus, 594 nucleotides. RefSeq lists its product as uncharacterized. The record is from RefSeq and is a predicted model, not a curated record. The transcript is spliced from 2 exons. Lineage: Eukaryota; Viridiplantae; Streptophyta; Magnoliopsida; Malvales; Malvaceae. The coding region runs from base 1 to 594 and encodes 197 amino acids.
AUGGGAAGUACAUAUAAUCGCCGUCAGAAUCUGCAGUUUAGUCACAGCAGCAAGGGAAGUAUUUUUUUGCCCAUGUUAUGUUCAAGAACAUCCAUUAAUAAAGAUGUGGUGGUGAGGCUUCCCAGAUGGGAACACAAGUCAUCCGAUGACCCUCUGUCUCCAAAGAUCAGUUGCAUGGGACAAGUGAAGAGGAACAACAGGAUUGUCGGAUUCCCUGCACUCGAUCUCACCGCCAAGAUCAACAGCUGCAAUACUAGUAAGGGUAAUAACAUCAAGUACUUGAAGCUUAAGAAGCUGUUUUCCGGCAACAAUAGCAGGAGAAAACCAGGGUUAGAAAAUGGUGGAAAAGAGAAUUGCGGGUCGAGUUCGAUCAGCGUCGAGAACAUGGAUCCCCCUUUGCCUGUCAUCAAGAGAGUUCCGAAAAAAGGUGAUAAAGGAGAUGGGGACACUCUUUGGCAGAGGAGAUCUCGUGGAGUUUCUCUGGAAAGCUUACAACUUCAACAGAUUCAAAUUGUGGUUUUCACUGAUGUAUUUCCACAAGAGGCAUGGAAUUAUGGUGAUGCCAGUCAAGAACUCAAAGAUGCAUAUGAAUGA